Messenger RNA from Trichomonas vaginalis G3, 600 nucleotides. RefSeq names its product transcription-initiator DNA-binding domain ibd family. The record is from RefSeq and is a predicted model, not a curated record. The transcript has a single exon. The coding region runs from base 1 to 600 and encodes 199 amino acids. NCBI's taxonomy places the organism in Eukaryota, Parabasalia, Trichomonadida, Trichomonadidae.
AUGUAUAUGACGAAUUUCGCUCAGCUCCAGAAGGCACAUAUGGAAUAUUCCCAAUUUGAUGAUGCUCAAUUUGCAUCUGAUCCACUUGUCCUUCAGCUUCCAUUUCCAGACCAAUGCGAAUUUUUGCGCUUAUCUGCUUUUUUCAAGUUUGCAUCAGAUAGAAACAAAAGGAACAUGGCACUUUCAACUUUCCAAAAGCACCUUAACUUAAUCAGAGCUUAUGUUUCUCGCGGCGAUUAUACAGAUUUUGAUAGAGGUUUAGCUUGCGGAAUUCAAUUUGGACAGCGUUACAUGUUAGUCAACACAAAAAGACUGAAACUAUUUAUGGGGCGUUCAAAAUCCUGCCUUAAUGGCUGUUUCCAUAAAUGCGGAUAUCAUGUUUCUAGAAUUUCUUCAGAAGAUAACCAAAUUAUUUCUGAAUUCUCUAGAACAUAUGGCCGCCCUCUACCUCAGCCGCGCCAAUGGUGCAUCAGAUCAGACGAUCCUACAAUCGCUAGCUCGCAAUCCGAAUCUAUCUCCGAAACAGAAAUUGAAAUUGAUCCAAUCGAAAAUCUUUUCAAUGUAUCUUCGCUUCUCAAUAGGAAGCCAGAGUCAAUAUAA